AGAUGGACCAGAAACUGUCACAGUUGGUCGAAGAGCUUACGACCUCAGGAGAACCCCAACUGAAUCCCCAGAAAAUGAAGCAACUGAAGAAAAUGUGCAAGUCUUCAGAGGAGCAACUCAGCCAUGCCUAUCACCAGCUGAUGACACAGCUGAGCCAGGACCACGCCGAGAUCCGCCUCUCCGCCUUCCAGGUGGUGGACGAACUCUUCACCAGGUCUCACCAGUUCCGCAUGCUGCUGGUUUCUGACUUCCAGGAGUUCCUGGAGCUCACACUGGGCACAGAUCAUGAGCAGCCUCUACCACCCCCCAAGGAAGCAGCCCAGCGGCUGAAACAGGCGGCCAUGAAGGCCGUGGAAGGGUGGAACGAGAAGUUUGGGAAAGCCUAUAAGAAGUUAGCCCUAGGCUAUCACUUUUUAAGACACAUCAAAAAGGUGGAUUUUCAGGAUGUGGAUGCUAGGACUCUGGCCGAAAGAAAGAGAGAAGAGGAGAAGCAGAAGCACCUGGACAGAAUCUACAAAGAAAGAGCUGAGCAAGCUGAGAAGGAGAUGAAAGAAAUGUCUGAAGAGAUCAGGUGCUGCCUGACAGAAGUGGAGAACUGCUUUAGGUUGCUGGUUCCCCUGGACUUUGGCCCCUGCCCAGCGUCUGUAUUGCUUGACCAGGGAUCUGAAAGGACUGAGGAGAGUGCCCCUGGUUCCUUGAGGCCAGGCCGGGUAGCCCCUUGCCAGUCAGGCGACCCCAACUCUCAGGACGCUGAGCAGCCCUGCUGCAGCCGAGUUUUGCCUGCUUCUCUACACCCAGGAGCCACUAGCAGUGGGGAGGGGCUGCCCCAGACAGAGAUGGGGGCCCCUUCAGAAGACGAGGAUGAGGACACUGACUCGGAGGAGUUCCUGAGAAGCCAUGGGCUGGGUUCACACAAGUACACGCUGGCUGUGGAGCUCUCGUCUGAUGGCCUGAAGGUGCAGGAGAGUGAGGACAAUCUUGCUGUCCUCCAUGCUGCCCGGGAUGCCCUCAAGCUCAUCAGGAACAAGUUUCUGCCAGCUGUGUGCUCCUGGAUCCAGUUUACCCGUGCAGGGAUCCACAAUGAACAUUUGAAAUAUGCCAUUGAUCUGAAGAUGGAACUGGAGCUUGUUCUGAGGAAGUAUGAGGAGCUGCAUAUUGAGCUCGGACAGAAGGACAAGACAGAAAGCCUGGCGGACAGGGAGGACGAGGAUGAUGAAGACUUUGAGGAGGUUCCUGAGAAGGAGGGGUAUGAGCCCUACAUCCCUGACCAUUUGCGAGCUGAGUAUGGGCUGACACAGACUCUGGGGAGUGACAUGGCUGCAGCCACGGCCACUCGGGAUCUACAGGCGAGGACAAGGAGGACUGAAGAGGCGUCAGACCCCACCUCUGCUGCUGCCCAGACAGGACGGCUCCAGGACCGCCCAGCCUCUCCCCCUCCCGCCUUGCCCAGGGCACCGCCGGAACCAGAGGAGGCCCAGAAGCUGGCAGCAGAGCGGGCCCGGGCACCUGUUGUGCCCUUUGGAGUGGACCUGUGCUACUGGGGCCAGGAGCAGCCGAUGGCUGGGAAGAUUCUCAAGUCUGACUCUCAGCACCGCUUCUGGAAGCCCCACGAGGUGGAGGAGGAGACAGACAGUGCCGAUGUCUCUGGGAUGCUCCAGACCCGCUGUAUCACCUUCGCAGGGACAUUUGAGCCCGUGCAGCACCAGUGCCGGGCCCUGAGGCCUGAUGGCCGUCUCUGCGAGCGCCAGGACCGGCUAAAGUGCCCGUUCCAUGGGAAGAUCGUCCCCCGAGAUGACGCGGGGCAGCCUCUCGAUCCAGAGCACAGGGCCCGGGAGCAGAGGCAGCGGCGGCGGCAGCCAGUGCGGCCAGAUUGGCAGGACCCCGAGUUUUUGAAGGAUGUGGAGGCAGCUACAGGGGCAGAUCUUGGCUCAUCGAGGUACAGCAAGAAGGGCAAAGGGAAGAAGAAGAAACACCCGAACCUCACUGACCUGCGAGAGCGGGCCAACACUGCCCGAGCUCGCAUUGGGAAGAAGGUCUUUGCCAAGGCAGCUGUGCAGAGGGUAGCCGCUGCGAUGAACCAGAUGGACCAGAAGAAACACGAGAAGUUUGCAAACCAGUUUAACUAUGCGCUGAAGUAAAGGCCUGGGCCCUGUGUGCUGUGCUGCGUUGUGCCGUGCCGUGCUGCUGCCGGGGCUCUCCUCGAGGACAGGAACGCGGGCGCAGGCCCGGCAGAGCCGUGGCCUGUGUGUUCACAGGACGUCCAGAGGGGGGCCUUGGGAUGCCUUGCACGAAGGCUGGGAAUGUAGCUGGGUGGCAGGGUGCUUGCCCGGCGGGCAUGAGGACCCGGGUUCCAGCCCCAGCACCCUAGGGGCGGGGCGGCAUUGUGGCACAGACCUAGAAUCCCACAUUUCAUGGACAUGGCAACAGGAAAAGAGUGAGCUCCAGGCCAGUCUGUGCCUGUGAUCCCGCUUCUCCAGAGGCAGAGAUGGGAGGCCAUGGUUUGGGGUCGGCUGUGGCAUAAAGUUAGUAACACAGGUGUAGUGGUUCACACCAAGAAUCCCAACGAUACAAAGGCAUCAAUAGGAGGAUAGCAGUCCCAGGUGGGCCUGAACAGAAAGCGAACCAUCCUAUCUAAAAAUAACCUGGAGCAGAAAGGAGGGUGCUCAAGUGGUGGAGCCCCUGCUAGCCAAUGUGGGGCCUUCAGUUCAAACCCGCAUCACUCAAAACAGGGCCCUCCAGGGAUGGCCUCCCUACCCGGAGGCCUCCACCAUCUGGGGCAGGGCUGGCCUGUGCCCAGGGCGCAGAGCAGGUGUCUGUCCUCCCCAUAGUAGCCACCAGAGACCACUCAGACCACCUCAUACACCAGACGCUUCUUAUUUGGGUUGGUGGCUGGGAUGGGGCUUAAACUUGACCUGAUCUCUUGGUCCAGUUAUUUG
Perognathus longimembris pacificus (Pacific pocket mouse) is the source of this 2936-nucleotide messenger RNA. RefSeq names its product UV stimulated scaffold protein A (gene Uvssa). The record is from RefSeq and is a predicted model, not a curated record. Gene Ontology annotation, biological process: response to UV; transcription-coupled nucleotide-excision repair. NCBI's taxonomy places the organism in Eukaryota, Metazoa, Chordata, Mammalia, Rodentia, Heteromyidae. The coding region runs from base 3 to 2138 and encodes 711 amino acids. Gene Ontology annotation, cellular component: chromosome. Gene Ontology annotation, molecular function: RNA polymerase II complex binding. The transcript is spliced from 13 exons.